Messenger RNA from Cuscuta europaea, 3022 nucleotides. The record is from the annotation of a GenBank genome assembly. Lineage: Eukaryota; Viridiplantae; Streptophyta; Magnoliopsida; Solanales; Convolvulaceae.
GGCAGACAACCCACCACUCUCUCUUUCACAUGUGCAAGCUUGGAAUUUUUUCAUCACUUCUUGCUGUCAGCUCCGAACAGAUUUCUGGAAAUCUGAGUAUCAUAUCAGAAAACAUGAAUAUCAACCUCUGAUUUUCCGCUCACCCAUUUCAAUUUUUCGCUAGGCCUUCUCACACCCUCCAUCAAUAGCCCUAGGCUUCUAAGAUGGAUCCAUAUACCCUUCUUGAUUAUGCUUUGUUGAAGCUCACUCCUACUAGGACAAGAUGCGAUCUUGUGGUAGUUUCUGGUGGAAAAAAUGAGAAAUUGGCUUCUGGGUUGGUGGAACCUUUCAUUGCUCACUUGAAAUUUGCGAAAGAUCAGAUUUCAAAGGGUGGGUAUUCAAUAACUAUGCGCCCACCCUCCCCUGCUCCAACCUGGUUCACUAAAUCCACAUUUCAAAGAUUUGUACGUUUUGUAAGCACACCCGAAAUUCUUGAGAGGUUUAUGCGGUUAGAGAAAGAGAUUGUACAGAUUGAGAGUUCCAUUGAUUCCAAGAGCCUCUCAAUGUCAAUAUCAGAGGAAGGGACACCACCACCAGCUGAUAGAACCGCAACUAAGGAAAACUCCAAGUAUCGUCUCCAAUGUCUUAUGGAUACUCGUAAAGCAUUGCUUAGGAAAGAGCAAGCGAUGGCUUAUGCUUGUGCCACAGUAGCAGGAUUUGAAGUGGAGCAGAUGGAUGAUCUCAUAUGCUUUGCUAAUGCUUUUGGUGCCUCCCGCCUAAGGGAGGCAUGUGUUGAUUUCAUAGAACUUUACAAGCAAAAGCACACAGAUUGCCAAUGGAUGGAUGAGGUGAUAGCAAUGAAGGCAUGCUCCCAACCGGAGCUGUCAUAUUUGGGGAAUUCAGGGGUUGUAUUAGCUUGUGAGAAUGGGAAUGGGUCACUUGUGCGUAGUUGCUCCUUGGAUACUUCAUCUGAUUCAAAGGAAAGCCAACAGAACUUUGAUAGUAUUGGAGAUAAUAACAUGGCAACACCAAAUCAGACGCCAAUAUCAACAAAAAAUCAGAUGCAGAUGCCAUGGCCAAACCAAAUUCCCCCUUACAUGUACAACUUUCAGACCCCCAUGCAACCAAUGCAUUUCCCUGUCGGUAUGCAUCAUGUGCCUCCAUACUAUCCAGGCCAUCUGCAAUGGUCUCAAACUGUUGAUGAUUCUCCAAAUGGUACUAAACAUCACCACAAGUCGUCAAGGAGAAAAAAGGAAAAAGUUUCUGAAUCAGAUGCUCGUGAAAAAAGUUCUGAUUCGGAUGACGAAGACGUGAAAUCAAGCAGUUCUGGUUCUGAAUCCGAUUCGGAUGAGCCGAGGAAGCAAAGACGACAUGGUAGAAAGCACAAGAAGAAAUCCUCUAAAACAGUCGUAAUCCGUAAUAUAAAUUACAUCACCUCUAAGAAUGGCAGAUCUGAUGACUCUUCGUCGGUUGAAGCCACCUCAUCACUUGAUGAGAGUUCUAUAAAGCAACAGGUGGAUGAUGCAAUAUCACUUCUGGAACAAGGCCACAACAAUAAAAAGACUCAUAAACACAGCAGAAAAGGAAGAGAAGGGCAUAAUGGCGGUGUUGAGAACUGGGAUGCCUUCCAGAGCAUUCUAAUGAGUAGGGAAGACGAGGAAGAGAAGGAGAAGCAAAGUGGUGCGUCCUUAAUUGGCGAAGAUGACUCAAUGGUAAAAGAUUCCAACGGAUUUGAUUCUGAGAAAAUUUAUGUGAAACGUAACUUGCCUUGUGAUGAUUCUGCUAUUGUGACUGAAAGAUAUGGAGGAGGGCAUAAUGGUGAUGAUUGGUUCGUUGUGAAUACUAAUAAUUCUGGGACUUUAGAAAGAGAAGGGGCGAAAGAUGCGAUUUUUGAAAACGGUGACGUUGAGGCUAAUAGAACAGGUAAUGGUGCAACUAUUGAUGAUUCUUUCAUAAUACAUACUCGUUCGGUAUCAAAUGACCAGUGGAAAACAGACAUUCACAUGGAUGGAGACCUCAUUACUGAACAAGUUGUUUCUUCACCAGCCAACCCACCUUCUAGCAAUGAACCUAAUGAUCUGUGUGUAGUUGUUGCCCGCGAUCCUAGUAUGGGGCCAGCUGAGGGGUCUUGGAUGCCAGGAUUGGAUUAUGAGAUCGAAGCUUCUUUUGUGGAGAGGCCUAAUAAAAGCUCCCCUUGUGUAGAAGAACCAAACGGUGGUCAGGCUGAAGAAAGUCCUGUUAAGGGUACCAAGAAAAGCAGUAAGAAGGAUUCAAGUCCUACAAUAAAAACCCCCGCGAAGGAUAAUACAAAGUCUAGGCUCUAUCCGGCGUACCUCUCAAGGAACAAGGCUUACCCUCUGCCGAAAAGCAAGAAAAUGUCUCCUACGAAUAAGCUGGCAGUCCUUAUGACCAAACUUGAAAGGGAGGAGGAAGCGCGAAAAAAGAUGAAGGAGUUGGUGAUCGAAAGACAGAAAAGAAUUGCAGAAAGGACUUCUGCUAGUGGUAUUCGCACUUCAGGACCUCAAAAAGGCACAGCUGCCACUAAAACUGCUUCUGGUAAGCUGGAAAAGCGUAAGCUUCAGCCACUAAAGAGAGCAUGAAUCCAUAUCAAAGCACAGAAUAUGUCAGAAUGUAAAGACUGAAACGUUUUGAGGUUUGGUUAGACAUGUUCACAAAACAGACACCUUAUGUUCCAGAAUCCCAGAAAUAGUAAGUUCACUUGAUUCUUUCUUCGGUUAAGCUGAGAUUUGCACUGUCCACAUACUUUUUAUUGCAAUGUAAAGUAAUGAAUGUAAAUAUAUUCAUUGAAUAAUACAUAUCCUAUAUCUACAAGGAUAAGACAAACAGAUAUUUAGUUGAGUGAUAUGCGUCAAAGACUCUAAUCUUUUCAUGUUGCAGCCUGCAGGCUAGCGUGGCAGCGUAAAUUUUAUUAAUUUGUUUGUUUAUAUAAUGUGUGAAACAUCUUUUAUAUUUAUUGUACUUGUAGGAAAAUGUAUUCUUUUUCACCCUUUUUUGUAGUUGGCGUUUGUUUUCCUUUUAUACA